Molecule: messenger RNA, 1974 nt
Organism: Lindgomyces ingoldianus
Lineage: Eukaryota; Fungi; Ascomycota; Dothideomycetes; Pleosporales; Lindgomycetaceae
Exons: 15
Coding region: 1-1974 (657 amino acids)
Source: RefSeq, a predicted model, not a curated record
AUGACUAGACUAGGCUUCCCUGCGCGCAACUUGGGCUCCAUACUUACAACAUCUAAAUUGUUAAAUAGCGUAAACGUGACCCUAUCAAUUCUAAGGAUCAGGAAGUUGUGCCUUGUUUAUUGCGUUGAUGUGAACGUUUUAACGGCAACAACUGACUUCCACAUCCCUCUCACCAAGCUACAUAGCCGGCUUCCUUCCAUCAACGACGCAUGGCAGCCGAUAAGAACCCGCAAUCUGACUGGACGGGCUCGAGAGUCGGUUUCGAAGUUGCGAUCACUGCUGCAAGUAGGUAGUUCAGCUGCUCCUGCAGGAUUGCAGACUGGCGCAAUGCGGCCUAUGAGAGGCGUUUCGGAUGCCAACCCUGCCGAUGCAUCGCCCUCUCGAACGGAUUACCGGACAUUGGGAGCACAUUAUGUGUCAGCCGCUAGCCUCAGUUCAGAGUUGGCAAACAUUCUCAGUUCAAGCGAAUCCAGCCUUGAUCUCAGACGAGUAAUCACCAUGAACGGCGGUCCGGUGGCUAGCAAGGCGAUCCACAUCAGCAACAGGCACUUUGUUGAAGAUGCCAGCACAGACCUUCCAGCCAAUGUGACCAGGUUCUUCAUCGAUUACGAGUGCCUUGGCUUGAUUGAAGGUACCAUACGGAUUAAAAGAUUUUUUCUUUCCUGGUAUCUUUCUCUUUCUGCUCCUAGUUUCAAUCACAUCCUAUUCUUAAUCAGAACGAAGACACACUCUGCCACCAGCCCCUCCAAUCAAUCCAAACUUCUGGUUGUAAACGAAGCAUCAAUGGUCUCCGCAUGUCAAGCCUGGAACGGCCCAAAUCUGAAACCAGGGCGGCGAAUGCGUGUUGAGCAGUAUGUUAGACGCCGGUGGAAUGGCCUUGAGUAUUUAGCUACGUACCUCCUCGUUGAAAACGACACCAAGAUCGGUUUGGAGGAUCGGCCGGCUGCUCGAGGGCUUCAGCGCGGCUUUGUAGAGGUGGGUGAGCCUCAGGAGGACCAAGCCAUUAAUAUUAGUUUUGCUGAUGAGAAUAGCACGGAGAUGUCUCCACGAUAUGUCGGCGAAGCAUACAUCGUUGUCGACAGUAGCACUUGCUUGUUGUCUGCCCACUAUCGCAGUCUACCGGUUACGCUCGACCUCUGCAGCGGCAAUGUCGUAGACGCGUUCCACAUCGGCAUCCAACGAGCCACAGUAUCUACCGUAGGCCUUGCGGUCCACCUUGUUCUCUUUCAGAAUGGCAACAGGCUUCCUGUGCCGCUCGCCAUAAUUCUGAUGCAACAGUCCCACUAUGUCUUCCAUAAUAUUAGGAAUUCAAUGUACAGAUGCAAGCCCAUGAUGAGCUACAAUCGUGACCGGGAAGAGGUGUUUGAAGAAUCCAGUAAAAUCGUGAAACAAGUACGUCGCUUCAUCAGUGGCGGAGAUCCACGAAUCAGCAUCGUCGGGCAGCGGAGGAGCAGCAUUCAUUCGUGUCCAAACCCGGCUGAGAAGGAACAUCAGGCCGCCCGCUAUUGGGAGGAGAAGCUUGUGGGCUUUACAAGGCGGAAGCAAUUACCAAUUUCCUCCCCUCACUGGGAUUUUCGACGGGUGGGUAUGGCCCCAGGUCCGGGUACACAUACCCAGCGCUGUCCCCGUCAACAUGCUCGCGGUGGCAAGGCUCUAAUAUCCCUGUUUGUGCUCAGGCCAUGUCUCGCGAUGCAGCUCACGGAAUGCGACCCAUGUCUUUUAGCAAACACCAUGAUGCAAAGUUCCUCUCCUGCUGAUGAUCGACCUUUCGCUCAACAUUGCUCAGGGUUGUAUCCCAAGCCUGGUCACAUUGCUCUUCGAUCUGAAGGCUCUCGAACAGGUACCAAAGCAACUCAUUUUCGCCAGCGCCUAGGAGAAUUUGGCGCUGUCUGGUCUCUUUGCUGCUUGAUUCUGGGAUUUAGCUUGUUCAGUCUCAAACAAGAAGCAUAUCCGUGCUCCCGUCUACCAGGCUAG